Molecule: messenger RNA, 388 nt
Organism: Phyllopteryx taeniolatus (common seadragon)
Lineage: Eukaryota; Metazoa; Chordata; Actinopteri; Syngnathiformes; Syngnathidae
Product: MICOS complex subunit MIC10-like
Exons: 4
Coding region: 30-260 (76 amino acids)
Cellular component (GO): MICOS complex; mitochondrial inner membrane; mitochondrion
Source: RefSeq, a predicted model, not a curated record
CUUCUCGCGAUAUCUCGGGAACAGGAAACAUGGCGGACGAGAAUGGACGGAAGUGGGAUCGGUGCCUAGCAGACGCCACAGUGAAAACCGUAACUGGCCUGGGUGUGGGGAUCGUCCUCUCUGUCCUUCUCUUUAAAAGACGCACAUGGCCCGUCUCCUUUGGUGCAGGUUUGGGUUUGGGCAUGGGCUACUCCAACUGCCAGAAUGACAUCAGGUCGCCGUACUUGAUUCAUGGCCGUGUGGUAAAGGACCAGCAGUGAAGGAUUAAGGAGGAUGUGGUUUCACCACAUAAGCAUCUGUUUCAUGUUGCCCUACUAAUGUGGCUCUGCCACCAAUGUUGCCUCACUUAUGGCACUCCAUGUAUAUUUAAUAAAGUGACUAAAGAGGA